GAAACAAGCUUGAGUUUGAUGAGAAGUAUUUCUGUUUGGAUAAGUGAAUUAUACGCAUAAACAGUCAACGCAUGUAAGUUUGAUGUUGAUUUUCUGAAACAAUUACCAUUCGGCGAAUAAUGAGUGCUGUAAUGAACAUGGUGCCAGGAAUUGAGAAGGUCCUUGGAAAUCGUUUGAAGAAGGGAAUAAUCAGUGUGCCAAAAGGGUCGAAAGAAACAAUCUGGAAAGUACAAGAUUUUACAAACUUUCCAAAUAUUGGUGGACCUGUGGAAUAUCGAGAAGGAGCAAAAGACAACCAGCCUGAUGCGGAAAGUCUAUCGACUACAGACGACAUCAUGGACUUGGUUGAGGGACUCAAAGAAAACGAUACUUUAAUAGUAUUAAUAUCAGGUGGAGGAUCAGCUCUCCUUUGCAUGCCUAGACCACAGCUUGAAUUGAAGGAGAAGCAAGAAUUUUGUAAAAAACUACAACAAGCUGGUGCAGAUCGGAAGAGCGUGGUGUAG
This is a messenger RNA of Neodiprion fabricii, 503 nucleotides long. RefSeq names its product glycerate kinase-like. Gene Ontology annotation, cellular component: cytoplasm. The record is from RefSeq and is a predicted model, not a curated record. NCBI's taxonomy places the organism in Eukaryota, Metazoa, Arthropoda, Insecta, Hymenoptera, Diprionidae. Gene Ontology annotation, biological process: protein phosphorylation. The transcript is spliced from 4 exons. The coding region runs from base 120 to 503 and encodes 127 amino acids. Gene Ontology annotation, molecular function: glycerate kinase activity.